CAUCUCGCUACGAGGCUUCGACAUCCUCUAUUUCUGCCUACCAAUUCUCACCAUCCGUUUUCGUGAUACCCGGCGCUCUUCGCCACGUGGAGUUCGAUCUGAUGCCGUUUGCUCUGCAAUCGAGAGCGCCUCUGUUUCAUUUACCGUAGUCUUCACAUUGUUUUCUCUGCCUCGCCUCGGAUCCCCUGUCGGCUACCAUGGAAGACCAAACCUAUGAUAGCAUGGAUGUGGACGAUCUGUUUGGGGACUCAGAGCAGGUCACCUUGCCGUCGAUGAACAUGUCUGCCUCCCCGCCCGUGAAGGGUCUUGCAAAGAGGCUCGAUGAGCUAGCCACCAGCGGAUGCUGCUCGAGAAUAGCAUGGUCUAAAAAUGGUUGUAUCGCAUACAUCGUCCCAGAUGGCCUCGGCGUAAACCUGAGAGUCUUUUCCCGGACUGGUUCGACUGAGAAAUGGGACCUUGGUACAGACGUUCAACUUGAUAUACCGCAUCAGAGCGAUGAGUUCCCUCUGGUGCACCUUUCCUGGAGUCAUCUGGGCAAUGAUCUUGCCGUCGUCAACGCGGCUGGCCACGUGAUGAUUUUCUCCUGCGCCAUGGUUCUGGACCGCAUGAACUUCACGCGGACAGAGCUGUCUCAACCAGAUAACGAGAUUGACGCCGUAGUGGGCAUGCAUUGGCUUGCAAUCUACCCUUACGAGCAGAAGAAUCACAUUGCAUGGUCUGCGCAUAAGAGUGGUGAUAAAUGGAACUUCAAUAUCACUUCGCAGAUGUUCAGGGACAUGCAUCACGCCGUCGACCAAAAAGCGUGCUUGGUUUACUUGAUGAGGAAGGGUGACCUCAAGCUCCGCUUUCAGCAACCGGAUAGCAGCUGGUCAGAGGUGUCCGUAUCCUUGAGAGCCAUUCUACACACGAAUGACACAUUCACGCACGCCGCCUUCGCUUCCAACAAUGAUAAUAAGCUUUUGAUGGCCACCUACGACGUGUCUCGUCGUCUACAUCUUUAUAGAAUAGAAGCUGUGUGGAACAUUCCGCAACUGCCUGAUCGAACGCAAUUGAAGGUCUACGAGAAGCCCGAACUUCAAGUGACCGAAAUCACAACCGAAGACAACUGCCAUCCCGCCAUGAUCGACAGCAGCGGGCUGCCAGGCGGCUCGGAAUCCAAGGUCCCAGUCUCCGCUCAAUUAACGCAUCUCGAUUUUCUCCCCAUCACGCCAGAAGAUGGCGACGGGUCCGUGCCUACCAUUCAAGCCAUUUUCGUAACCCCACCAAACAUAGUCGCUGUUGACCAGACACAUCCGCAACCAAGUCCUUCAAGCAUAGUGGCCAAGUGGGAGGUGCACCAGACUGAGCAAAACCAGUUGCAUCCCAGUCUCGACAAAGUCACUUCUAAGAAGAAGAGUGUGGGCUCCGUGUCUGCGCGCACUAUUUGGCAACUAAGGAGACAGCCGGACACCAUGACCCAUAUGAACCAAGUCAUCUUGUCGUGCAUUCCACUGUGGUAUAACAUGAUCCUCGCUUUUUGCUACAGUGACGGUACCAUCGAAUUGAAGAAGCGCAAGACUCAAGAAACCAUUACGCCAGACUACAACACUGAGGUCGUUUCUUCAAUGGCCCAGGCUGGGUACACGUUUCCCACGCUGGACUCGGCACUCAACGUCGCUUUGUCACCGAAUCACUGCAUUGCAGCGUGCAUGCAAGCAGACUGCAAGAUAAAGUUACAUCCUACACAAUACAACUACGGCUCUCUCGCAACAGACGACAACGACCAAGAUCAGUCCGCCUCGGCCGCAUUAGCCGCCCUUGUCCUCCAGCAUACCACCGCAGCCAACCAAUACUUCUGCAGCGACGAUAUCUUCUCCGUGAUGGGCCCGCUCAGCGAAGAACGCAAGCGUAUUUUCAUCCUUUUGAUGUUUCAAGCCCUCAACGUGAAGAUCGACUGCGGCAUCGUCGACGAUGGUACAAACCAGAACCAUCUCAUCCUGCUCGGCCGCUCCCCAUUUUUCGUCAAGACACUCUCAGCACUGCACCUCCUCGGUCUCCAAGGCAGCGUCGACCGAGCACUCACCAGCAAAAUGGCGUGGAUGGUCCUCAACAUCAAAUACGUCACACAGAUCCUAACCACAAUCGCCCGCAUGCACGGCAACAUCGACAAGAACGCUGUUCGCCCCGAAGUUGUUCCACAAUUCGUCGGCAUCUGCCGCUGGAUCAUGCAUUUCAUGGUGUACCUCAUCGACGAGCUGCUCCAGAUCGGGCAGGCCUUCCAGUCCGUCCCAUCCUCCUCGCUCACCCCGCAGCUUCUCCAACAGAAACUCGCCGCGAUGAACAAGCCCGCCUUAUUGCUCCUGCUCAGCAGCUUCCCCCGCAUGAUGAUGAAGCUCUGGGCCAACCCUAUCCAGUGGGUCCAGCGCACCGCGUACGGGUAUGUCCAAAACGCAAACGCGUCACCGGAGAUGCGCAAGCUGUACUACCCGCUGCACAUGGCGCUCACCGAGGCGCCGCUCGACUGGCGCCACUUCGAGGCGCUCAUCAGCGAGGCCCAGCACCUCGUGCGGAGCUGCUACAAGCAGGCCAACGCGUCCGCCGAGGACCGUGACCAAGUCGAACGCGAGCUCCUCCUCGGCCGCAUCCCGCCCAUCCUGUUCCCUGCAGCCCGCAGGCUGGUUACCGACACGCUGUUCGCGGAGCCCUCGGCGCAGGGCACCUGUCUCGCGGACAAGGUCGACAUGGCGAAGAUCCUCUUCUUCGACACCACCUGGCUCGGCCUGACGACCUCCAAGCGCGCCGCCCACUGGUUCGACAGCCACGUCGUGGACGUGUGCCAGAAGAUGGUGAUCCGCGGGACGGGGGCGCACACGCACCCGCUUGUGGGGCGGGACGCGCAGAACGGGCGUGGCCGCAGCGAUAGCAUCCAGAGCGUUGCGGGGACCGAGGACCCGAAGAGGAGGAAGCAGCUCAGGAAGUGUGUGAGGUGUGGGGCGUACAUGGAGGAUGUGACGAUGGGGCUGCCCGGGUAUGCACCGACGCAUGUGAGCUGGUUGAUGGGCGUUGCGAAGCACUGUGUGUGUGGGAAUAGCUGGAUGCUUGCGCCGGAGAAGAAGAGUUGAGUAGAUGCUAUACCUCUCCAGCACUAUGGUAUAUUUCCUAGCAAAGGCAAUAGCGAAUCGGGGUUCACAGAGCACAUUUCUUGAGUAUGGGUAGUAGGAGCAGACACUCCAUGUGUGUUGCGUUCAAAUAC
Paraphaeosphaeria sporulosa is the source of this 3232-nucleotide messenger RNA. RefSeq lists its product as uncharacterized. The transcript is spliced from 4 exons. NCBI's taxonomy places the organism in Eukaryota, Fungi, Ascomycota, Dothideomycetes, Pleosporales, Didymosphaeriaceae. Bases 198 to 3101 code for a protein of 967 amino acids. Gene Ontology annotation, biological process: positive regulation of DNA-templated transcription. The record is from RefSeq and is a predicted model, not a curated record. Gene Ontology annotation, cellular component: mediator complex.